AUGUCUGAAUAUCAUGAUGAAUUUCAAGAAGAUCAAUAAAAAUUAAAUGCCUUAAAUCUAUCUUGGACAUUGGGGUUUAAUUAUAAAAUGGUAAAUGGAGUUCACAACCUCACUAAUGAUUCUCGUAAGGUAUGAUCAAUUUGAAUUUAGGAAAUAUUUUAUGCAACAGCACACACAGGAGUGAUAUUUGAUUAUGGAAAUAAUUAAUAAAGAUUAUUAUAAGGACAUGUAUAAUAUUAUGUGAUUUAUAGUGUAACAAAAUUUCAUGCACUGCAUAUUGCAAAGAAUUAGACAUAAUUGUAACUGCUGAUGCAGGGCCUGACAGUAUGUUAGUCAUAUGGGAUGCAAAGACAGGAGUACCUAGAAGAACGAUAUUUGAACCACAUGCUAAUGGUGUUUAAGCUGUGGAUAUUAGUGAAAAUGGACAAUAUUUGGUAACAUUGUCAAAAGAAGAACCUGAUAAAAUAUAAUCUAUAUCAUUUUGGGAUUGGUAAUCUCAAGAUCCUCGUCUAAGAACAACAGUGUUAGAUGAUAAAUUAAAGGAUUAUUAAUACUAUGUUACAAUUAAUAAUAAUGCUGAAUAAAAGUAAAAUCAACAAUAAAUAUUUGAAUUUGCAACAACAGGUAAAAAGAGAGUAGUCUUUUGGAGUUGGGAAUAUGGAGCAGCAGGAUUUGAAUAUUAUAGUCCUGAAGUUCAAAAAAACAAGGUUUUGACAUAGACUGUAUUUAUUCCAAAGAACAAGAAUGUUGUAACAGGAACAUUAGAUGGAUAUAUUAUAGUUUGGGAUGUUUCUCUUAUUAUUGAAGAAUAUGGAUAGCCAGAUGAGAGAAGAGUAAUUAAAAUAGUGAAUCUUAUGAAUGUUGCUAAUAAAUCUGAAACUUAAUAAAAGAAAGGAAAUGCUUAGAUAUUAUUAUUAAGAGUAUAAGGAAGAUAUUUAGUGGUUGGAGCAUCAAAUGGAUCUAUAAGAUUUUAUGAUUUCAAAUUCAGAAUACGAGCUUGGUUUGAAGAUGUUGUUAUUGGAUAAAAUGGUUUAAACAUAUAAUGUAUAGGAUCAAUAACUAAUUUAUCAUUUGCAAAUGAAAAUAUGUUUUAGGAAGAUUUUGAAACUGAAUCUGAUGACGAGAAAGACAAAGAUGAAUAAUCUUAAAAAAAGUCUAAACCAUUUGUAUGUUAAGAUUUUAUUGUUGUUGAUGAUAAGGCUAAUGUUAUUUUAUUAAAGUCAUCACAAUUUUAGGAAAUUGAAAAAGAAAAAAAGAAAGGAACAGUAAUUAUGUCAUCUAUUGUUUCACCCAUUAUUUCCAUAUCAGUUAGACCUAAUGUACCUGUAGUUGCAUUUAGUUGUGAAGAUAAUAAAAUAUAUGAAUGGAAUUUCUAUGAAAAACAUAAUAAACUUAAAGAAAUAAAAGAAAAGGGUAGUGAAUUACAAAUAUAAAGUACAUUUAUUGAAUAUAGUCCUGAUGGUAAUUAUUUAGCUGUCUGUUCUAAAAAUGGAAUUGUUCAUAUGUAUGAUUGUAGAGAAGAGAAAUGGCUUAAAAAUUUAUUGGUUUCUGAAACUGAUAAAACUAAACCUAAAAUAACUUAUUUAACAUUUAGUAUUGAUUCAAAAUAUUUUGCUACUAUUGAUGAAUCUUAUGCAGUUAGUGUUUUUAAUUUUGAUUUUGAUCCUAAUAGUUAAUUGAAAUAAUCAAAAGAAUGGAUAUUUGCUGGUAAAUAUAGAGUACAUCAUGGACCAAUUAAAUCAGUUGCCUUUGGGGAAACACUUGAUGAAAAGAAUUAAGUGUAAUUAAAGGUGUUCACUAUAGGAGAAGAUAUGAAAUUGGCAGUUUAUGAUGUUUUGGAUCCAACUUAAGAUCCAUAUAAUAGAGUUAAAUUAAGAAGUGUUGUCUCUAUUGAAUAAGAAUGUUUACCAUCAGCAUGUAUUUGGUAUCCAAUCAAUUUAUAAAGAGAAGAUGUUUUAUUAACAACAAAUAGUGAAUUUAAAUUAAAAUUAUGGACAGUUUUAAAAGAUCUUCGUAUUAUUUGUAAAAAGACUUGUUUAGGUCCAACUUUUGGUGGACAUAUCAAGAGAUUAUUAUUAUUAAAUCCAAGUGAUAUGAAAAAUGAAUAUUAAGAUAAAUAUUUAGCCUAUUCUACAGGUGAAAAGGUUGUUGGUAUAAUUAAAUUACCUUUAGAUGGUAAUCCUAAUAAAACUAUGGGUUUGAUUGCACAUCCUGAGAAAAUUGUUGAUUUAUCAUCAACUUAAGAUGGUAAAUUAUUUUUUACAUCUGGUGGUGAUGAUUUUGCAAUUAAUAUUUGGAGUGUUGAUUUUGCUGCAUUAGAAGAUAAUUUUUAAACAUAAGAAACAGAAUAUGAAAUAUUUUCAAAUUUAUUAGAUGGAGGACCUGAAGGAUAAACAUUAAGAGAUUUAAAAGACUUCUUUUAUUAUAGUCAAAUUAGAUCAAAAGAUGAACAUACAACUAAAGCUAGAAAAUUAGAUGGUCUAGUUCCAUUAACUGCUAUUGCUGAUAUGAUGAGAUCUAUGGGAUACUUUCCAACAAAUUAAGAAAUUGAAAAUAUGAUAAAUGAGAUUAAAUUUUCAAAAUAUCUUGAAACAGGUGAAUAAAUAUCAGAAUUAGAAAUUAAUACAUUCCUUAAAUUAUAUGUUAAUCAUAAACCUGUAAAUGGAGUUACAAAAGGAUAAAUAUAUGAUGCUUUAAAAACACUUUCAAAUGACUCAGGAGUAAUACCAUGGGAUUAAUUUACUGAAUUAUUAAAAACAAAAGGUGAAAAAUUAGAUGAAUAAGAAAUUGAAUGUAAUAUUGUUAUUUAUUAUUAUAGAUUAUUUGGAAUCAUUAAUGCCAAAUAAAAAUUAUCCCUAAUAAUUACAUUUAAAUAAUCUUUGUGAUGACUUAUUAGGUUUUGANUAAUAAACUUAAAGAAAUAAAAGAAAAGGGUAGUGAAUUACAAAUAUAAAGUACAUUUAUUGAAUAUAGUCCUGAUGGUAAUUAUUUAGCUGUCUGUUCUAAAAAUGGAAUUGUUCAUAUGUAUGAUUGUAGAGAAGAGAAAUGGCUUAAAAAUUUAUUGGUUUCUGAAACUGAUAAAACUAAACCUAAAAUAACCUAUUUAACAUUUAGUAUUGAUUCAAAAUAUUUUGCUACUAUUGAUGAAUCUUAUGCAGUUAGUGUUUUUAAUUUUGAUUUUGAUCCUAAUAGUUAAUUGAAAUAAUCAAAAGAAUGGAUAUUUGCUGGUAAAUAUAGAGUACAUCAUGGACCAAUUAAAUCAGUUGCAUUUGGUGAAACACUUGAUGAAAAGAAUUAAGUGUAAUUAAAAGUGUUCACUAUAGGAGAAGAUAUGAAAUUGGCAGUUUAUGAUGUUUUGGAUCCAACUUAAGAUCCAUAUAAUAGAGUUAAAUUAAGAAGUGUUGUUUCUAUUGAAUAAGAAUGUUUACCAUCAGCAUGUAUUUGGUAUCCAAUCAAUUUAUAAAGAGAAGAUGUUUUAUUAACAACAAAUAGUGAAUUUAAAUUAAAAUUAUGGACAGUUUUAAAAGAUCUUCGUAUUAUUUGUAAAAAGACUUGUUUAGGUCCAACUUUUGGUGGACAUAUCAAAAGAUUAUUAUUAUUAAAUCCAAGUGAUAUGAAAAAUGAAUAUUAAGAUAAAUAUUUAGCCUAUUCUACAGGUGAAAAAGUUGUUGGUAUAAUUAAAUUACCUUUAGAUGGUAAUCCUAAUAAAACUAUGGGUUUGAUUGCACAUCCUGAGAAAAUUGUUGAUUUAUCAUCAACUUAAGAUGGUAAAUUAUUUUUUACAUCUGGUGGUGAUGAUUUUGCAAUUAAUAUUUGGAGUGUUGAUUUUGCUGCUUUAGAAGAUAAUUUUUAAACAUAAGAAACAGAAUAUGAAAUAUUUUCAAAUUUAUUAGAUGGAGGACCUGAAGGAUAAACAUUAAGAGAUUUAAAAGACUUCUUUUAUUAUAGUCAAAUUAGAUCAAAAGAUGAACAUACAACUAAAGCUAGAAAAUUAGAUGGUCUAGUUCCAUUAACUGCUAUUGCUGAUAUGAUGAGAUCUAUGGGAUACUUUCCAACAAAUUAAGAAAUUGAAAAUAUGAUAAAUGAGAUUAAAUUUUCAAAAUAUCUUGAAACAGGUGAAUAAAUAUCAGAAUUAGAAAUUAAUACAUUCCUUAAAUUAUAUGUUAAUCAUAAACCUGUAAAUGGAGUUACAAAAGGAUAAAUAUAUGAUGCAUUAAAAACACUUUCAAAUGACUCAGGAGUAAUGCCAUGGGAUUAAUUUACUGAAUUAUUAAAAACAAAAGGUGAAAAAUUAGAUGAAUAAGAAAUUGAAUGUAAUAUUAAUAUUUUAUUAUUAUUUUAGAUUAUUUGGAAUCAUUAAUGCCAAAUAAAAAUUAUCCAUAAUAAUUACAUUUGAAUAAUCUUUGUGAUGAUUUAUUAGGUUUUGAAGAUAUGGAUGGUACUUAAGAAUAGUAAGAGUAAUAAGAAGAAGUUUAAGAUGUUGGUUCUGAAGACGAAUAGUAGUGA
Messenger RNA from Paramecium primaurelia, 4506 nucleotides. The record is from the annotation of a GenBank genome assembly. NCBI's taxonomy places the organism in Eukaryota, Ciliophora, Oligohymenophorea, Peniculida, Parameciidae.